ACAUAUUCUCUAUAGUAAACACGCAAAAUCCGAAAAUGAAUAUGGAAUAAUCUAGAAUCAUAUCAAGUAGUGAAGUUGAUUUGUGAUUAUUAAAAAUUGCAUCAUGCUUGUAUCAGAAAGUCAAUACCGGUGUUUUAUUAUCGUUCUCAAGAAAAUAUUUGUGUAGUUCUUUAAUAGCACUUUAAGUGUAAAAUAUUUCUGUCUGUCAUGGUCAGCAUUGUUUUACAGUCUAAAUAUUACGCAGUUUUAAGAACUUAAACUCACAAAAUUCCUAUCGAAUUUCAAUAUCUGAAAACGAUUUGCAUUUAUUACAACAUAAAAUGAGUGUUAUAUCGGGGGUACUUAAUUACAUUCCAACGGCGCGUUUUGAAAUUUUGGAUAUAAAUCAAAAUGAAAUUUCCUCUGCAAAGGGAAAGAAGAGAAGACUCGACCAUUUAACAUGGGAAGAAAAACUACAACGCAAAAAAUUGAAAAAUAGGGUUGCUGCCCAAACUUCAAGGGAUAGAAAGAAAGCCAAAAUUGAUCAGAUGGAAAAGACCAUUGAAGAACUGUUUAAGAAGAAUGAGAAGUUAAUAGCAGAAUGCAGUGACCUUAAACAACUAAAUCACAAAUUGAUGAAUGAAAAUGCAUCAUUACGCAAAGAACUACAGGCAGAAUGUAAAAAUUAUGGCCAAAAUGGUUCUGUUGGGUUUGAAGCUCAGAAAGGAUCUGCAGAAUCCCUCCCUCUGCCGCAGGGUCUGAAGCAAAAAUACCCAGUAGAAACAUUGAAUCCACAAAUACUAGUGACAGUACUAUGGAAGACUGUUUUGGCUUGCCUUCUUUACCAGACUUGCUCAACGAGCUCGACAAUGAUGUUGACAUUGAAUCCCUCGAAAAACUCACUCAAAGCCUCCUACAAGAUAUCGCAGCAGAUUUGGAAGCAGCUUCUCAAAAGACAAAUAAUGAAGAAUCAGUUGCUCUUCAAGAAUACAAGGUCAACAAAAGAGUGGUGGGGUCCACAUCAGAAAAUGUGGAAUCCAGUGGAUGUGAAAGUGUAGUUGUUUCUGAUAAGAAGCUGGAAGAUGAAAUCGCACCAUUUCUAUUGUUACAUCACAACUACUCUGCCAAACCAGACACUGAGCCAUUGAAAAAGAUACAAAAUCAAAAAUUAAAAGAAAGUUACUCCCGACGAUUAUAUCAAA
Molecule: messenger RNA, 1181 nt
Organism: Agrilus planipennis (emerald ash borer)
Lineage: Eukaryota; Metazoa; Arthropoda; Insecta; Coleoptera; Buprestidae
Gene: Xbp1
Product: X-box-binding protein 1
Exons: 3
Coding region: 321-1037 (238 amino acids)
Cellular component (GO): nucleus
Molecular function (GO): RNA polymerase II transcription regulatory region sequence-specific DNA binding; DNA-binding transcription factor activity, RNA polymerase II-specific
Source: RefSeq, a predicted model, not a curated record